AUGGAAUCGAAUCAAGAAGGCAAAGUGAUUCGAGAGAUUGACGAAAACGUUGUCCUCGCCAACAACGACCACUGCUCACUGGUAACCAUGACCCGUAUAACCGAUCCGGAUCCGGAAACCGACCCGGGUAUGCUCAUGAAGAAAGAAGACCAAAUAAGGAAACAAGAGGAAGUCGGAUUUUUGCAGCCGAUGACGAAUUCGCUUAUCCACCAGGGCAAACCGGCACCGAAGAGACCGUCUAAAGACCGUCACACGAAAGUAGAAGGUCGUGGUCGGAGGAUCCGAAUGCCCGCCACUUGCGCCGCUCGGAUCUUUCAAUUGACCCGUGAGCUCGGCCAUAAAUCCGACGGAGAAACCAUUCGGUGGCUUCUCGAACGCUCCGAAUCGGCGAUAAUCGAAGCAACGGGAACCGGAACCAUACCGGCGAUAGCUGUCUCCGUCAACGGAACCCUAAAAAUCCCGAGAAACUCUCCGCCGCAGCUUCAAAAUGACGGCGGCUCCGGUGACCUAACGAGGAAACGGAGGAAGAGAAACUGUUCGAGUGAGUUUGUAGACGUUAACGAACAAGACAGUUCCGUUACUUUUGGUCUUGCUCCAAUUACGGCGUCAAAUUACGGAGUCAACGUCAUGAACCUCAAUACGCAGAACGUGGUACCGUUUUGGCCGCUCGUUACUAGUGGGCCGAAUCAAACGGGCCAUAUGUGGGCCAUACCCACCGUUGCUGCUACCGCACCGUUUCUGAACGUCUGUACUAGACCGGUCACUAGUUACGUCUCAAACGCUUCAGCCGUUGCUCAAACGCAGACAGAAACAAACGGCGGUGCGGCGCAAACGCUGAGGGAUUUCUCGUUGGAGAUUUGUGACAAAAAAGAGCUUCAGUUUUUGGGUGGGUCGGGAAACACAUCGCCUUCUUCGUGUCAGAAGACCUAG
Arabis nemorensis is the source of this 930-nucleotide messenger RNA. Lineage: Eukaryota; Viridiplantae; Streptophyta; Magnoliopsida; Brassicales; Brassicaceae. The record is from the annotation of a GenBank genome assembly.